This is a messenger RNA of Paramuricea clavata, 345 nucleotides long. The record is from the annotation of a GenBank genome assembly. NCBI's taxonomy places the organism in Eukaryota, Metazoa, Cnidaria, Anthozoa, Malacalcyonacea, Plexauridae.
AUGGCGACUGCCGAAGGAGUUGAAGUGUUCAAAGAUACAAUUGAUCAGGUUUCUUCAGACUUACAUGGUAGGAUUUUGUUGAAACGUGAACAGAAAAAAGCCCUCAUUGAUCUGUUGCUAAAAAAGGAUGUUUUAGCAGUGCUUCCGACCGGAUUCGGGAAAAGUUUGAUUGAUCAAUACUUUGUUCUAUCCAAGGCAAAACAGGGAGUACAUCAAGGGAGUGUGUGUGCUUCUGCCCUCAUUAUUUGCCCGCUCUUAAGUAUCGUCGAUGACCAAAUAAAGGAAGCAAAAGAUCUCGGUAUCACUGCCUGUCGAUUAAAGGACUUUCUAGAAGAAGAAACUUGA